Molecule: messenger RNA, 3050 nt
Organism: Hirundo rustica (Barn swallow)
Lineage: Eukaryota; Metazoa; Chordata; Aves; Passeriformes; Hirundinidae
Exons: 2
Coding region: 690-1508 (272 amino acids)
Source: RefSeq, a predicted model, not a curated record
UCCUUUGGUUGCCCUGGAGGGUCAGGGACCUGGGCAGGGGGGUCUGGGACCCCAGCCCAGAGCCCAGAGCUCAGAGAGACACUGGAUUUGAUUUCAGUCCAUGGGAGAGGCUUCUUGCACUGCAGGAAGCAUUGCAGGCCACAAGAGUGUAAAAAUAGUAGUUUAGUAUAUCACAGGGUGAAAAAACAGUGAGUUUGGGAUUCUUGGCAUUGAAGUGAAUGGGGCAAGAUGGAGAAUUUAGGGCGUUGUCCCUUUCUUCUUCCUUCUUGUUCCCUCACUCCAUUUCUGCAGUGACGUUGGCACAAAGUAGUUAGUGAGGAUUAGGUCAGAGUAAAGAUGACCUUUUUAGUAAUAGUGAUAGACAUUGGUAAGAAAUAGUAAAUAAAGAAUACGUAGCAAUUAGUAUAAAAGAUAAGGACAACCCAGAGACGGGGGGAGUCACCAGAUGUCCGAGCCGCGGCAAACAUCUUUUGGACACUGAGAAAAUUGUAAGAUAAGAACUAAUAAACGAAGCAUGUAACCUUGAAGACUCCGUCUUUUCCUGCGUUUGGCACAGAGCUUUGCAGAGGGCCAGAACUCUAAGACCACCUGAAUGCCGGGGAAUUUAAGCUCCUAAAAAGGAGCCCCCGACAAAUGGCGUCCCUGAGUGCGCAGAAAUUUCUGGCAUCCCUGAGAGUGGACAGAAACAAAUGGCGUCCCUGGGAUGGGCAGAAACAACUGCCGUCCCUGAGAUGGGACAGAAACAACUGGCACCUCAGAUGGGACAGAAGCCACAGGCGUCUCUGGUCAGGCAGCCACAGGCGUCUCUGGAUGCACGACAUCUGGCAUCCCUGAAGGAGAAAAAUAAGACCUCUGCAGCAACAUCAAAGCUCUCAGAAGAUCAAAGCCAAACGAAGACAACUCCGGAGAAGAAACACCUAUCUGGCCAAGAAGAAGAAGAACAGCUCGUUUUCAAUUCGUCCCAGACGACGGUUUUCCAAAGGGCCCUGGAACCCGUCACCCUGAGAUCUGCGGGCAGUGAUCAGGACACCCUGAGACGGAAUGGACACAGCUGCAGCAAGCCUUUCGGCUUUGCAGUUGGACUGGCAGCAAAGCACGUGAAAUCAUACCGAGUCCAGAAAACAGAGACAGACCACAAGACUGGAGGAAGAGAAGUGGGCAAGCAGACGGAAGCCGGUGUCAAGACAGCAGACAUCCCUUCGUUCUACGUGCAAAAGAGACUUUGGGACUUGAGUUUUCUUUGGGGCUUGGGUGGUGUUGCAUUUUUAGGGAUUCCCAGGGAAAAGAGGGCAUUGGAAAUGAAAGAACUAUCCUUGUGCCUCAUUCUCUCCUUGGUUGCCUUGAGCAGUACGGCAGUUUUGCCCGCGGCUCAACCAAAAGAGAAUGUUUGGGAAACUCUAGGCAAUGCAUCAGGUUUGAACACCAUCUGCCUGACACACUCAAAGCCAGGGAAAACCUUUUUCAACAUGUUUGGUGGAGUUGCCAGUGAGCAAAUGACCGAUUCCUGAAAACAUCCCUCCAGUGAUUUCAAAGUCCAUUGUAAAUUCAGUGGACCAAUGGGGUGUUUGGAUGAAAUUCCUUCCUGUGGCUCCUUUUGAACCCCAGGAACUGGAAAUUCUUGGGUCAGUCCAAAUGCAAUUCUGUGUGAAAUUUGGCCUUUCCGGAGUGACAAAAAAUAAAGCUACAGACGUCACUCCAGACAUCAAUUUUUACAGAAAUUCAUCAUCUUGGUGUAAUUACACUAAGAUGCUGAAGAAACCAUCCAAUCAUGUUCCAGCUCAGUUGCCGAGGGGAAAUUUUUUCAUUUGUGGGGACAAAAUCUGGCCCACAAUCCUGGCAAACGCCACAGGUGAUCCUUGCAGCAUUGGGAUGCUUUCAUUGCUAACACCCGACAUGGCAUUGAUGAGAAAACUAAAACAGAGAGGGAAAAGAUCGAGUUCAAAUGUAUGAUCCAAGUUGUGGUGAUGAGGUUCACAUAUGGAGCAAGGCUCAGAGAAUUGCAGUUGCAAUUUUUGCACCACAGGCAGCAUCAGGAGCAGCCUUGACACAAUUAGAUCAAGUGGGUUGUUAGCUGAGCAAACAUGCCUGAGCCAUCUCUCUUGCACUGAGUGACAUGUUGUUAGACAUUGACAGUGUAAGACGAGCAAGUCUCCAAAACAGAGCAGCGACUGAUGAUCUUUUGCUGACCCAUGGGCAUGGGUGCGAGGAAUUUGAGGGAAUGUGCUGCAUGAAUUUUUCAGAUCAUUCCAAAUUCAUUCAUGAGAACAUCAGGCAAUUGCAGGAGAAUGUGAACAAACUUGAAGAAGCAACUGAGUCAUGGAUGGAUAGAGUUUUCAAUUUGUUUAACCUUUCACCAUUGUGGAAGGAAAUUUUGAAGAUAGUUAUAUAUAUUUUAGUAGGGCUUGUAAUCCUUCUCAUGAUUUUGCCGUGUUUGUUUCCAUGCAUACGGCAAACCAUGGACAGAAUGGCCAAGGAGGUGUUCUUGGUUCAAACAGGAGGGGGAGAUGUUAGAGUCCAGGGCAUUCCUUUGGUUGCCCUGGAGGGUCAGGGACCUGGGCAGGGGGGUCUGGGACCCCAGCCUAGAGCCCAGAGCUCAGAGAGACACUGGAUUUGAUUUCAGUCCAUGGGAGAGGCUUCUUGCACUGCAGGAAGCAUUGCAGGCCACAAGAGUGUAAAAAUAGUAGUUUAGUAUAUCACAGGGUGAAAAAACAGUGAGUUUGGGAUUCUUGGCAUUGAAGUGAAUGGGGCAAGAUGGAGAAUUUAGGGCGUUGUCCCUUUCUUCUUCCUUCUUGUUCCCUCACUCCAUUUCUGCAGUGACGUUGGCACAAAGUAGUUAGUGAGGAUUAGGUCAGAGUAAAGAUGACCUUUUUAGUAAUAGUGAUAGACAUUGGUAAGAAAUAGUAAAUAAAGAAUACGUAGCAAUUAGUAUAAAAGAUAAGGACAACCCAGAGACGGGGGGAGUCACCAGAUGUCCGAGCCACGGCAAACAUCUUUUGGACACUGAGAAAAUUGUAAGAUAAGAACUAAUAAACAAAGCAUGUAACCUUGAA